UUUGACGUUGACGAUUCAUACAAAUUGACAAUUUGACAGUGACUUGCACUCGGUGAAGUUAUCAAACUUUUAUAGUAGUGAUAACAGGAUUUAGUUGAAAAUUGUGUUUUCUGUUAAUACGUUCUAUUUUGUCAUUUUUAGUUUUUCUCUUUUUACAAAAUGGUUACUCAAAUAAAUAUAAAAGGAUUCGAAGAUUUUGUAAAAUACACAGAUACUAUUGACAGGAAUGGUCCGCCUGUAGUAUUUUACUUUAGCGGUUCGAAAUUACCCGAUGGUAAUAGUUGGUGCCCUGAUUGUGUCGAAGCUGAACCAAUCGUCAAGGCCUAUUUAAGUGAACUCAACAAGAAUAUCAUAUUUGUAUAUGUGGAUGUUGGUGAAAGAGAAUACUGGAAAGACAGAGCCUGCCCAUUCAGGACUGAUAGCCGUUCGAAGUUGAUGGUAAUACCUACAUUGAUUAAAUGGGGCAGUGUACAAAGAUUAGAAGGCUCGCAGUGUGGACAGCGAGACUUAUUGCAAAUGUUAUUUGAAGAUGACGAGUGAACUUUAUUUGCUUUAUUACCCAUGAAAACAGUAUAUGCAUAUUUAAUAUGUUUGUGAAGCGUCAUAUAUUCUGAUGUAAAUAUGAAAACAUUAAUAUGUAAAUGUAAGAAUAUAUUAUUUAAUAAAGAUAUUUCAUAAAA
Messenger RNA from Melitaea cinxia (Glanville fritillary), 680 nucleotides. RefSeq names its product thioredoxin domain-containing protein 17-like. Gene Ontology annotation, molecular function: protein-disulfide reductase [NAD(P)H] activity. Lineage: Eukaryota; Metazoa; Arthropoda; Insecta; Lepidoptera; Nymphalidae. Gene Ontology annotation, cellular component: cytosol. The transcript has 3 exons. The record is from RefSeq and is a predicted model, not a curated record. The coding region runs from base 160 to 540 and encodes 126 amino acids.